AUGUCCGAUCACGAAUCUGACACUGAGGAUCUCUUUGCCUCUCCCACUGCAAAGCACGCUUCUAGAGAAAAACCUGCUCGGCCCAAAACCCCCUCUAAUCCCCCGAAUAAUCGCUAUGAUGAUCCGGAAGAAAGCCGCGAGGCGAACCUACGUCGGGAGCUAGAAGGCGUUAGGAAUAUCAAUGAGCUGAUCGAGGGCGUAGUCGGAACUCUAGAGCGGGCGAAGGGCAAUAUGCAUACCGUCUCUAGUACCGUCAAUACCGCGUCCACGCUCCUCAAUACCUGGACGCGCAUCCUGUCGCAGACCGAACACAACCAGCGACUUAUCCUGAGCCCUUCUUGGAAAGGCGCAAGCCAGGACUUGGCCGAUGCGGAAGCUGAAGCCCAGCAGAAGGCGCGCGAAGUUGAACGCCGCGCUGCUGAAGAUGAGCGUCGUCGCGCUGAAUCUAGACGCCGCCAGGAGGAAGAACAGCGCCAGCGCGAAACCGCCGCCAGCACGCGCACCUCAACUAGCACUAGAGGGACGGCGCGCGGAACGAGGAGCGGUAGGAGCAUUAGUACCAGAGGCAGAGGGACGACAACAGGGCGAAGCGUGUACUCGUCCGCGUCUAGCAGGCCCACAUCCGCAGCUGAUACAAGCUCGACGAGUACGGCUAGAGGGACCUCAGGGAUCGGCCGAGGGUUCUUGAGAGGAAGGUCGAGAGGGACACGAGGCUAUUAG
Molecule: messenger RNA, 720 nt
Organism: Daldinia childiae
Lineage: Eukaryota; Fungi; Ascomycota; Sordariomycetes; Xylariales; Hypoxylaceae
Product: DASH complex subunit duo1
Exons: 2
Coding region: 1-720 (239 amino acids)
Biological process (GO): mitotic cell cycle
Cellular component (GO): mitotic spindle; DASH complex
Source: RefSeq, a predicted model, not a curated record